GGCAGCGAGAGAGGGAAGAGGAGAGGAGAGAGGGAGAGAUGGAGUUAAGCGGGGAAGGGGAUGACGCGCAGGGGACAGGGGGCAUGGUGUUGCCGCUGCUCUACAGCGCGGUGGCGGUGGCGUUGGGCGGCGCGGUGCUGCGCUUGCUGCUGAGGCAGGAGCUGGAGCCGGGGCUGGCGGCUGCGCUGCGGCUGCUGCUGGCCCUCUUCAGCCAGCCGCUCUGCUCCGUGGCCAUGCCCGGCUACCCCGGCCUCUGCCUCUUCUCCCUCGCCUGUCUGCUCGCCUACAGCCGGCUGCCCGUGCCCCAGCUGCUGCCCGUCCAGGGCAAAGCCAUCCUCAUCACAGGAUGUGAUUCUGGAUUUGGUCAUGCACUGGCAAAAUACCUCGAUAAACUGGGCUUCACUGUGUUUGCUGGAGUUCUGUACCUCGAUGGGCCUGGUGCUCAGGAUCUGAAAAUGUGUGGGUCAGACAGGCUCACGGUGCUCCAGCUGGAUGUUACAAGUUCGGAGCAGAUAGCUGAAACCUUUGAGCAUGUAAAAGCUCAGCUAAAGAACCGAGGACUUUGGGGUAUCGUGAACAACGCGGGGGUGCUGGAAAUUGUUGCUGAUGCAGAACUUCUCCCCAUGAAUAUUUUCAAGCACUGCAUGGCGGUGAACUUCUUUGGGGCUGUGGAAGUCACCAAAAUAUUCCUUCCACUACUUCGCCAAGCCAAAGGCAGGCUUGUUAACAUCACAAGCCUGGCAGGAGUCACACCAUUAUUGGGCUUUGCGGCAUAUAGUGCCUCGAAGGCUGCUCUCAACAUGUUUUCCAAUAUUUUGAGAUCUGAAAUUGCCAUCUGGGGAGUUAAGGUGGCCAUCAUUCAGCCAACUAAUUUCAGAACAGGUAUAUUUGGCACCAGUGACCAAUGGAGCAACAAGCACAAGAAACUCAUGCAGUAUCUCUCUCCUGAUGUGAGAAAAGAUUAUGGUGAAAGCUAUAUAACUUCAUGCAUAGACAAAUGCGCUAAAUUUUACAAUGAAGCACAUGAUGAUCUGCAAACUGUUCUUGAUGAUAUCUCCUUGGCAUUGAUGGCAAAGAACCCAAAGCAGGUCUAUUCCCCUGGACAAGCUGCUUUAUUUCUGCCGUUCCUCCAUCAAUAUGCUCCCACCUGUAUAUUUGAACAUAUUAUGAUUUCUUUGGUUGGCUCAGGUCCGAAUCAACCAGAUGGAGUUAAAGAAAAAGGAUCCCAUCAGUAGCUAAUAUCAACCCAUUCUCCAUUCAGCACAGAUGGGUACUUUCUACUGAUGAAAACCUAUAUACAGUUUAUUAUAUUUUAUAUAUAUACUAGACCAAGUGGGACCCGUUGGGUCCCGUCCGCUCAACGCGCGAUUGCGUGGUUAUAUUUAUACGUGGGUUAUAAUACAAUAUAACCAUGUAUAUAUAUAUAUAUA
Molecule: messenger RNA, 1430 nt
Organism: Leucoraja erinaceus (little skate)
Lineage: Eukaryota; Metazoa; Chordata; Chondrichthyes; Rajiformes; Rajidae
Gene: hsd17b2
Product: hydroxysteroid (17-beta) dehydrogenase 2
Exons: 5
Coding region: 39-1235 (398 amino acids)
Molecular function (GO): oxidoreductase activity
Source: RefSeq, a predicted model, not a curated record